Molecule: messenger RNA, 1098 nt
Organism: Lecanosticta acicola
Lineage: Eukaryota; Fungi; Ascomycota; Dothideomycetes; Mycosphaerellales; Mycosphaerellaceae
Source: the annotation of a GenBank genome assembly
AUGCAACCCAUGGCGAUGGAGACAGCCAUUGCCAAAGCCCGUCAGCUUCGCGCGGAGAUAGCCUGUCGUCACGCCGAAAUAGAGUCUCUCCGCGCUUCUCAACAAAAGACGGAGCAAUCCAUCCAAGAAGCUGAGGCUGAUGCUUCUCACCUGAACGAUCAGCUUCUGGAGAUCAUCUGGAGAACCGAGGGUCUUCCCAACUACGGCGACGUAACUGUAGCUUCUGACCGAGCUUGGCAUGGGGAGUUUACCGAGGAGCAGCUCGCUAUGGGCGAUGCUCACUCCAAGGCCGAUUUCCAGGUAGAAGGCGAGAAGCACCGGGCCCAUUACGACGAGUCUACCGACGAGACUACCGACGAGGAUCUAGAAGUGCCUUCUUCCUCUGAGGAUCCCGACACGGAUCCGGGGUACGAUGCCUCUGACGAGGAAAGCUUGUGCGAUUUCUGUGCCCGAGGUGCUGAGAAGGAACCUGCCGUCGCUUCAUCCGACAGCGAUGAUGACGAGCAAGCCUCAGACGACGCAGAGAGCGACGUGUCCAGCGAAGAUGGCUGGGGUGCUUUCUACGCUCGCGGUCGCGAAGAUGCCUCUUCCGCUUCAGAGCACGAAGCCUCCACCCUCUCCGACGAAGAAAGCGACCCUCCCACCCCAGCACCACAUCUCCCAUCGGGCUUCAACACCAUACCCAUCUACACCGACCCAGAAAACCCCUCCUACAACCCGGAAACCACCACAAACCGCGUCGACCGCUCCCAACUGCGUCGUCCGACACCCCACGACCUCACCCCAGCCCCGGCGGAUCUCGAUCCCAUUGGCAAUAGCGAGAAUAUCGCUCCGGGCCAAUCCGUUGCGGACUUCCAACGCGGCGUCACCGAGCGCGUCUGGCGCCGUGCGUGGAGGGACUGGGGUCGUCGACAGAUCCGCGGCGUCAAUCGCAUCGAAGGGGUGCAGUUGUUGCCGAUUGUCAAUGGGCAGAGACCGGGACGUAAGCCUCGUCCGGCGGCGCCACGGGAAGAAAUACCGCGGGUUAGAAUUCUCGAAGAUUGGGAGGUCGAGGCGAGACAGGCGCGAGGCUGGGAGUCGGAGUGGGAUGACGACUGA